This is a messenger RNA of Aspergillus campestris IBT 28561, 924 nucleotides long. Its product is annotated as mitochondrial 37S ribosomal protein bS21m. Gene Ontology annotation, molecular function: structural constituent of ribosome. The transcript has a single exon. Bases 47 to 790 code for a protein of 247 amino acids. Gene Ontology annotation, biological process: mitochondrial translational initiation; translation. The record is from RefSeq and is a predicted model, not a curated record. Gene Ontology annotation, cellular component: mitochondrial small ribosomal subunit; ribosome. Lineage: Eukaryota; Fungi; Ascomycota; Eurotiomycetes; Eurotiales; Aspergillaceae.
CCCACUCUCCCUCCACCACCAUCCAAUCCCAUUGAUUGCAGGCACAAUGGAGAUGCACAGCCUUGCCCGAUGCCUCCGCAUGAGGCCGACGCCGUCGCUGUACAGCAACACGGUCCUCCGCAGCCAAUUCGCCCUGCACAGCGGACCUCGCUCGUCCCUCCGGUUCGCUUCCUCCAACAGCCACAAUAACAACUACAACAACAAGAGGAAGACGGCCCCAUUCAACAACGCCACCGCACAACAGACCACCCCCGAACAGUCCGCCCCUCCCACGGACCCCACCAACCCCAGCUCCGCAUCCUCCUCCAACGACUUCGACCAAAUCCUCAACAAGCUCAACAUCGGCGGCAACACCCUCGACACCGCCGCCGCCGCCGACCAGCCCCAAGCCGCCGCCGCAAACCCCGGCAGCAACCGCGGCGCCUUCCCCGACCACCUCUCCCUCUCCCGCGCGGUGGGCGCGUCCGCCAAAACAGACAACUACCGCAACCCGUCGUCGUCGUCCGGCGGCAGCGGCAACCGCCGUGUGGAGCUGAAGCUGGGCCCCACGCUCGGCCGCCAGGUGUUCGUUGAGCCCGAGCGCGGCGUGCAUCUGCCGACUGCGCUGCGCUUGCUGGGCCACACGCUCCAUCAGAAUCGGGUGCGUCAGCAGUCGAAUCGCCAGCGGUUCCAUGUGCGGCGCGGGCAGCUGCGGAAGAAUCAGCGCAUGGAGCGCUGGAGGAGGCUGUUCCGGUUUUCGUUUAAGCAGACUGUUGGUAAGAUCCAGAGGAUGAGGGAUCAGGGGUGGUAGAUACUUUUUUUUCUUCUUGUUUCAUUUGAGUCUUGAGUGUUUGUUGGUUGGUUGAUGUUUUUGUGUCUAUGUCUGGGUGUAUCUAUCUGUAUUAUUAGUAUACUGUCUAUGUAUGGCCUGUUAGAUUCGCUCUA